Messenger RNA from Vicia faba (fava bean), 618 nucleotides. The record is from the annotation of a GenBank genome assembly. Lineage: Eukaryota; Viridiplantae; Streptophyta; Magnoliopsida; Fabales; Fabaceae.
AUGACUUCUUCUUCACAUGAUCCCACAGAUAACGAGGCUGAUGGACAGGAGCAGUCAGAAUCACAGAUGCAACCUGUAUCUGCAAAUGGAAUUUCUCACGCUGGUAUUGAUACUCAGGUUGUUCAAUACGGACCACCUCCACAGCUUGGCCCUGGACAUGCUAUGGUGCCACCUGCUUAUCCAUAUCCGGAUCCCUACUACAGAAGCAUGUUUGCUCCCUAUGAUGCACAAGCUUAUCCGCCACAGCCCUAUGGUGGACAUCCAAUGACCAAUCUUCAGCUAAUGGGAAUUCAGCAUGCUGGUGUUCCUUUGCCAACUGAUGCAGUCGAGGAGCCUGUGUUUGUCAAUGCAAAACAGUAUCAUGGUAUUUUAAGACGCAGGCAGUCUCGUGCUAAAGCUGAAUCAGAAAAGAAAGUUACAAGGAAUCGCAAGCCAUACUUGCAUGAAUCCCGACACUUGCACGCACUGAAAAGAGCAAGAGGAUGCGGAGGUCGGUUCCUGAAUUCAAAGAAAGAUGAGAAUCAACCGGACGAGGUUGGAUCAGCUGACAAUUCACAUUCCAAUAUCAAUCUCAAUUCUGAUAGAAAUGAUCUCGCACCAUCUGAUAACAAUUCUUGA